This is a messenger RNA of Lodderomyces pseudojiufengensis, 606 nucleotides long. RefSeq lists its product as uncharacterized. Bases 1 to 606 code for a protein of 201 amino acids. The record is from RefSeq and is a predicted model, not a curated record. The transcript has a single exon. Lineage: Eukaryota; Fungi; Ascomycota; Pichiomycetes; Serinales; Debaryomycetaceae.
AUGGAUCCUGUAAUUAAUAAUAAUAACUCAAGAGUGGUACAAGAAAUUGAUGGGGAGAUAGAAGAAAGCUGGAAUGAUUUAUCAUCACCAGAUCUAACAACAGAAACUAUUACACAAGAUCAACAACUACAACCACAUAGUACAAUACGAUCACGUCUAAGUAAUAAUACUAAUGAAGAAGGAGGAAUAAAUAACACAAGUAUAGAAUCAAUUGAAUCAAUAAACACUCCAUCAAUACAACAACAACAACAACAGCAGCAGUUACAUCAAUUACAUCCUCAAGAACAACCAAAAUGGCAAAAAUGUACUAUAAAAAUAUUAAUAUUAAUAGGUUAUACAAUAACAACUAUAUUAUUUUCAAUUAUAACAUAUUUACAUUAUUUUUUCAUAAGAUAUAGUUAUGAUGAAGAAACUGCUAUAAAUAUAUUAGAUGGAGUAUUUAGAGCUCAAGAAAAAUCUAUUAAUGAUUAUCAUAAAAGACAUCAACAUGACAACCAAAAUAAUAGUCAUAGAAAUCUGUUGAAUAAUAAUAUUGAAAAUAUAAUUAAUGAUAAUGAUCAACCUUUAGAAUUAAAUGAUGGAAUUAAUCCACCAAGUUAUCAAUAA